AUGCCUUCAUCAACUAACCCAACACAAGGUAAUAACAACGACAAUUGGUUUAAUCCAAUUCCAAUUGACGAUUAUUAUAAAAUCAAUGAACAAGCUCGUCAGAAUGUUCCAACUUCACCUCCUAAUGAUGAAACAUUAGGUAAUUAUACUAUUAGUUGUGGACCAAUUUUAAGAUUGGCUGGUACUUGGGAAAACAAUAAUGAUACUACUGAAGAUCCAAAUUAUCGUGGUAGUAUAUUAUUGGUAAUCAAAAAAGAUACUGAUGGUACUACUGCGAAUGAAACAGGACCAGCUAUUACUUAUAAAAUUGGUCCUUCAUCACCAUCAACUACGGUUGCUCUGGCCAAGUUUUCUACUGGUGAAUUUCCUGGGACAAAAUUUUAUCAAGAAAAUGAUUAUUCAUUUUAUAGAUAUUCAAUUGAAUUAACCUUGACGGGAAAUGAACAAAAAGUGGAAUAUUUCAUUGAUAAUCAUUUUAAACCCAAUUUCCAAUUUUAUUUACCUAGUAAAACUCAAUCGAUGAAUGUUAUAUCUUAUUCAUGUAAUGGAUUCAGUUUAGGUUCCGAUGCCAAUGAGUAUAAAUCAUCAUUAUGGUUAGAUGUAUUAACUAAACAUUCUCAACAACAUUAUCAUGUCAUGUUAGGUGGGGGUGAUCAAAUUUAUUGUGAUGCCAUUAAAUUACAUAGUGAACGAUUAAAACAAUGGACAGAAAUUUCUAACCCUAUAAAAAAAAAAUCAUUCCCCGUUGAUGAUGAAAUUAUUGAUGAAUUUAAAAAUUUUUAUUUAAAUCAUUAUUUAGGUUGGUUUGGUAAAGGAUUUUGGAAGGGGACUAAUUCUACAGUAUUAGAGUCUUUAUUCCCAUUAAGUGCUGCACAAAUCCCUUGUGUUAAUAUUUAUGAUGAUCAUGAUAUAAUUGAUGGAUUUGGUUCUUAUCAUGAUUCUACUAUGAAUGCCCCCAUUUUCACCGCUGUAGGUAAUAUUGCUUAUAAAUAUUAUAUGUUAUUUCAACAUCAUAUAAACCCGGAAGAAAAAUUACAUUUAUCAGAUCCAUCAUGGGUAUUGGGAUCAACUACAGGUCCAUUUAUUAAACAAAAAAAUCAUUCAGUAUUCAUGAGAUUGGGUAAAGAAAUUUCAUUAUUAGGAUUAGAUUGUCGUACUGAAAGAAAAUUAAAACAAAUUGUUAAUCCAUCAACUUAUAAUAUAAUUUUUGAUCGAUUGAAAAAAGAACUUACCACCACUACUACUGCUACUACUACUACAAAACAUUUAUUGGUUAUGUUGGGUGUACCGAUUUUAUAUCCUCGAUUAGUAUGGUUAGAAAAAGUAUUAACAUCAACUGCAUUAAUCCCCAUUAGAAAAUUGGCUCAAAAGGGUGUCAUUGCCAAAGGUUUAGUCAAUGAAUUUGAUGGUGAUGUUGAAGUUUUAGAUGAUUUAAAUGAUCAUUGGUGUUCUAAACAUCAUAAAGCAGAAAGAAAUCGUCUUAUCAAAAGAUUACAAGAAUUUGGUGCUGCCAAUGGAAUUAGAAUCACGAUAUUAUCUGGUGAUGUUCAUUUGGGUUGUAUUGGAAGAUUAAAAUCAAAAUUCCAUUCUCAUGCUCAUGCUCAUGCUCAUAAAUUCUUACAUAAUGUUGAAGGUGACCAUCAACUGACAGAAAAAUUAAAUAAAGAUGUUAUUGAAACUCCAGAAUAUGAUCCAAGAUUAAUAUUUAAUAUUACUAGUUCAGCUAUAGUUAAUGCACCACCUCCUGAUGCUAUGGCAACUUUAUUGAAUAAAAGAAGUGGUAUUCAUCAUUUUAAUCGUGAUACUGAUGAAGAUAUUGUUCCAUUAUUUAUUAAAAAUCUUGAUGGAUCAAAUCGUGAUAAUAAACAAUUUUUAAAUGAAAGAAAUUGGAGUGAUUUAAUUCUUGCCAAACAAUCAAUUCUUUAUAAAGAUCAAUUUACCAAUGAUGAUGAUGAUGAUGAAAAUCCAAUUCGUAAAUUUCCUCAACCAGUGCUUGAUAACAAAGGUGAAGAUUUAUUAAAAGAUCAAACUGUUGAUAGCAGACAUGUGAAAUAUCCAUUAUAUUCGGAUUCUUUGGUGACUACAUUAAGAUUUGAAAAAGAUAAAUCUGAUUUAAGUAGUCCAAGUGUUGGUUAUGAAGUUUUAAUUCCAAAAUUAUUUGGUAAAUAUAAAUUAGACCCAGCUCCAGUUAAACACGUUGAUCAAUAG
This is a messenger RNA of Candida albicans SC5314, 2208 nucleotides long. RefSeq lists its product as uncharacterized. Lineage: Eukaryota; Fungi; Ascomycota; Pichiomycetes; Serinales; Debaryomycetaceae. The transcript has a single exon. The record is from RefSeq and is a predicted model, not a curated record. Bases 1 to 2208 code for a protein of 735 amino acids. Gene Ontology annotation, cellular component: membrane.